Molecule: messenger RNA, 1893 nt
Organism: Kogia breviceps (pygmy sperm whale)
Lineage: Eukaryota; Metazoa; Chordata; Mammalia; Artiodactyla; Physeteridae
Gene: DDX19A
Product: DEAD-box helicase 19A
Biological process (GO): poly(A)+ mRNA export from nucleus
Cellular component (GO): cytoplasmic stress granule; nucleus
Molecular function (GO): ATP binding; RNA binding; RNA helicase activity
Source: RefSeq, a predicted model, not a curated record
ACGAUGACGUGGCUCCCGGGAGAGUCCGCGGAAAACGCGGGUGUCGGCGCGAAGAGCGGAAGCGAAGCCGGAUGUUACGCCCUGCGUGGCGCCGCGCGGAUGGUGACGUCUCGCGCCGGACGGAAACUGACGUCACCUUCGCGCAUCGCCGCUUCCGGUCCGCGUGAGUGUGGUUCUUGCGCCUGCAGAGGGUUCAGGGCUGGUGUUGCAGUGCUUUCGGUUGUGUUUUUCGCCAGCUGGCCUUCCUUCUCCGGGACCAUGGCCACCGAUUCGUGGGCCCUGGCAGUGGACGAGCAGGAAGCGGCUGUCAAGUCGAUGAGUAAUUUGCAGAUCAAGGAAGAGAAAGUCAAACCAGAUACCAAUGGUGUUAUCAAAACCAAUGCCACUCCAGAGAAAACAGAUGAAGAAGAGAAAGAGGACAGAGCCGCCCAGUCCUUACUCAACAAGCUGAUCAGAAGCAACCUUGUCGAUAACACCAACCAAGUGGAAGUCCUGCAGCGGGAUCCAAACUCCCCGCUCUACUCGGUGAAGUCCUUCGAGGAGCUUCGGCUGAAACCAGAGCUUCUGCAGGGAGUCUAUGCCAUGGGGUUCAAUCGACCAUCCAAGAUACAAGAGAAUGCGUUACCCAUGAUGCUUGCUGAGCCCCCACAGAACCUGAUUGCCCAGUCUCAGUCUGGUACUGGCAAAACAGCUGCCUUCGUCCUGGCCAUGCUCAGCCGAGUGGAACCAGCAGAGAGAUACCCCCAGUGUCUGUGCCUCUCCCCAACGUAUGAGCUGGCGCUUCAGACAGGAAAAGUGAUUGAGCAGAUGGGCAGAUUUCAUCCAGAACUAAAGCUUGCUUAUGCUGUUCGAGGCAAUAAAUUGGAAAGAGGUCAGAAGAUCAGUGAGCACAUUGUCAUUGGCACCCCUGGGACCGUUCUGGACUGGUGCUCCAAGCUCAAGUUCAUUGACCCCAAGAAGAUCAAGGUGUUUGUUCUGGAUGAGGCUGACGUGAUGAUAGCUACUCAGGGCCACCAAGAUCAGAGCAUCCGCAUCCAGAGGAUGCUUCCCAGGAACUGCCAGAUGCUGCUUUUCUCUGCCACCUUCGAAGACUCUGUCUGGAAAUUUGCCCAGAAAGUGGUCCCAGACCCAAACAUCAUCAAACUGAAGCGCGAGGAGGAGACCCUGGACACCAUCAAGCAGUAUUACGUCCUGUGCAAUAGCAGAGAUGAGAAGUUCCAGGCCUUGUGUAACAUCUACGGGGCCAUCACCAUCGCUCAAGCCAUGAUCUUCUGCCACACCCGCAAAACAGCUAGUUGGCUGGCGGCAGAGCUCUCAAAAGAAGGCCACCAGGUAGCUCUGCUGAGCGGUGAGAUGGUGGUGGAGCAGAGGGCUGCAGUGAUUGAGCGCUUCCGAGAGGGCAAAGAGAAGGUUCUGGUCACCACCAACGUGUGUGCCCGCGGUAUCGACGUGGAACAGGUGUCUGUCGUCAUCAACUUUGACCUUCCCGUGGACAAGGAUGGGAACCCGGACAACGAGACCUACCUGCACCGGAUCGGGCGCACCGGCCGCUUUGGCAAGAGGGGCCUGGCCGUGAACAUGGUGGACAGCAAGCACAGCAUGAACAUCCUGAACAGAAUCCAGGAGCAUUUCAAGAAGAAAAUAGAAAGACUGGACACAGAUGACUUGGACGAGAUUGAGAAAAUAGCCAACUGAGAAGCCCCUGCGGUCGCCGGGGCCGCCGCUGGUGCUCCCCCCGCGCGGGGCACUAGUGCUUUCACGGCACAGGCCUCGACAGCCAACACAGGGAUGAAGGCGCAAGCAGAGAGAAACUACCUACCUCAUUUUAAAUUACGUUUGGACUUGACAAAAAUUGCGCAAAUGAUGGGGGAAGGUAGAAGAAAAAAUUUGCAU